Messenger RNA from Megalobrama amblycephala (Wuchang bream), 2643 nucleotides. RefSeq names its product phospholipid transfer protein. The transcript has 16 exons. Gene Ontology annotation, biological process: ceramide transport; high-density lipoprotein particle remodeling; phospholipid transport. The record is from RefSeq and is a predicted model, not a curated record. Bases 172 to 1632 code for a protein of 486 amino acids. Gene Ontology annotation, molecular function: phosphatidylethanolamine binding; phosphatidic acid transfer activity; phosphatidylethanolamine transfer activity. Lineage: Eukaryota; Metazoa; Chordata; Actinopteri; Cypriniformes; Xenocyprididae.
UGGGAUCAUAGUGAACCCAGACAAAAAGAGGGAGGGAUGCAAUAUUUAGACAGGCAUUUCACUGAUGAUUUCCAGACUGCAAGAAAAUAUCUGAUUCUUCUAAGAGUUUAUAUCUGAGAAACACUAAAGUUACCCAGCCUGUAUUUCCACACCACUGUCUACUGAGGAAUCAUGGAACUGCUGAAAGUGUCUGUCAUCUUUCUUCUUUCACUCGUCACGAUGACCUUAGCAGAGCCGCCUGGAUGCAAGAUCCGCAUCACUGACAGAGGACUGGAGAUGUUGAAGGCAGAGACAAAGAAUUUUGUGGAAGGAGAGUUGAGUAACAUCAGCAUGCCAGAGAUGCGUGGUGCCGAGGGCCGCUUCACAUACACCAUCAAAGAUGUGAAGAUCACGGAGCUGAACCUGACCUCUGACCUGCGCUUCCAGCCUGAUGUGGGGCUGCUGUUUGAGGUGCAGAACUCCUCCAUCACCCUGAACUUCCAGAGACGCAUCCUUUACUGGCUCUUUUAUGAUGAGGGAGCCAUCAAUGCCUCAGCCGAAGGAGUCAACAUCUUCACAGUCCUCCAUCUCAGCAAAGACAAGGCGGGCCGUCUCAAGAUCUCCAACAUCACCUGUGAUGCAUCCAUUGCCAAGAUGAGGGCCAGAUUUAGCGGGACCCUUGGGAGGGUUUAUGACUUUAUCGGAACGUUCCUGACAACAGGAAUGCGCUUUGUCUUAAAUAAACAGAUUUGUCCUGCCUUGAAUCAUGCUGCACUAGUUUUGGUUAACCAGCUGCUGGAAACCAUCCCAGUGCGCACGGAGGUGGACAGUUACGUGGGCAUCGAUUACUCACUGCUGAGUGACCCUGUGGUGACAGAAACAAGCCUUGAUAUGGAUUUUAGGGGCAUGUUUUACGACCUUAAGAAUGAGAACGAGACCCUAGUGAACUACGCUGUGAAUCCCGUAGUGAGAGAGUAUGAUCGUAUGGUCUAUCUCUCUCUCUCCGAGUACUUCUUCGACAGUGGUCUCUUCUCUUACUUCAAAGGUGGCCUGUUCCAAACACAGAUCGCAAACGAACGAAUGCCAAAGGACUUAGAAAUGCUCCUCAGGACCACCUACUUGGGGACUAUCAUGAUGCUGAACCCGGCGCUAAUGGAUCAGCCUCUGUCACUGGAGAUAGAGGUCACCGCUCCUCCUCGCUCCACUAUCAAGACCUCUGGUGCCAGCGUGGCCGUCAACGCUAUGGUCAAAGUGUUGGUUCUCCCGGCAGGAAAACCACCAGUACAGCUCAGCAUCAUGACCAUGGAAGGUAAAUUCAACGCGAAAGUGUCAAUGAAGGGCAAGCGCUUGACUAUCCAUUUAGAUCUGAGAAGGUUCAAAAUUUACUCCAAUCAGUCUGCUCUGGAGUCUUUAGCUCUUAUUCCACUGCAAGGUCCCCUUAAGACAAUGCUGCAGAUAUCUGUGGUUCCUCUCAUUAACAAUUACAUUAAGCGAGGUGUGCAGAUCCCUCUACCGGACGGGUUAGACUUCAUUGAAGAGGUGGUCGAGUAUCACAAUGGCUACAUCAUUGUCGGGGCAAACCUACACUUCACAACAGGUCUGCGAGAACUAAUCGAGAGGAAGCUGUCGGGUCCAACAGACAACACAGUUUAAGACGAGAGAAGAGCUGCUGUAACUUUAACGCAUGUACACAUUCAUGCACAGAUACUAAAAUACAGAGCAAUAAAUGGAGGUUUUAAAAGAGGAGAACUAACCUUCCAGCCGAAGCAUGUUUGUUAACUGUACAGAACAUUUGAUCCUCCAGACCUCAUAUCAUUAGUCAACAUGAACUCAAAAUUGACCCUAUUUACUCUCCGAGUGCAAAUUCCUGGGGUUAUUGUGUAUAAUUUGUCAAUGUACAUUACUCCCAAGAGAAAAAAUGGAUUCAUAAUCUUUUCAGCUGAUUUCUUUCUAAUACCUUCUUAAUAGUUAAUGCAAUAAUUUAAUGCUAAUAUAAUGGAUAUUUGCAGUGUUUAUUUAUGAGUGCAGAUCAUCUAGCUUGUUGGCAAAGGCUGACCAUUGCUGAGGUAUUUUACCUUUAGCACAAAUAGCAUAUUACUUCGGUUUACACUUUGCACAAACAGUCUCAAUCACUAUUUGCUCUCAGUGUAAAUACCAUCUAAAUAUUUUACACUUAGUGUAAAUAGCUUUUGCAUAAACAUUACACCAAUACAAGCAAAUAAGAAUAUGUAUACAAAAAUAAGGGUUACCGUCGGGAUACGUAGAGAUGCUCUGGAGGAUGAACUGGGUGGGAUUUUGAUCCACUGCACACUCACAUUCAACUCUGACUCUGUUCUGAUAUGAAAUGCCCACUUAUACCAUCCACUUAAUCAAGUCCAGUUCAUUUUUUUAUUUUCACCUUUCAGAAGAAAAAUUGGUUGCAAAUGCAGGUUCAUGUCGACUUUAAUGGUUUUGCAUAAGUGUCUAAUCCCCAAAUACAUAUGUACAACUGAUAUACUCUGUGCUUAGAUGAAACAAAAUGUAUUUGUACUUUAGGUUGAAUUUUAUGAUUUUUUGUACACGUUUUAUCUUAUAUUGACUGUUUAAUAUGAGAUUGUUUGCCAUCCUCAUUUGUGAGCGAAAUCACUGUACCUCUUUAUAUAAAAAAAGACACUUUAAAAUUCA